AUGGAAAAAUGUCAUAACGAAUGGGAAAAUUUUAAAAUUUCAUUGAGUGAAUUUGUAUAUGUUAAUCAAUACCAAAAAUCUAGAAGAAUUUUUUGGAAAUUUUUUAUUUCAUGGAAAGAAGCUAUCGAUCAUUGUUUUCGUUCACGAUUCCAAAAUUUUCUAAUAUUACUAUCAAUUUAUUUGAUAUCACCACUUAAUUCAGCUGAAUGCGAACGUGGUUAUUUAAUUGCAAAUAAAAUCCAGACAAAUGGGCGUUCACAAAUCAUGAUCGAAACACUUGAUGUAUUAAUGAACGUGCGAUUACUUUUUCCUGAUGAUUUAAGAAGUACUCGUUGUCAAGAAUUUAUUGAGAAAUCUUAUAAUACAUGGAAUGGUAAUGAUGAAAAUCGUCGAAUUAAUAGAAUAAAAUUGUUGAUUGAUGUACCAGAUGAUUAUACACCAUCAAAACAGGCUCGUCUCCGUCCUGGUAAACAAAAGAGACCACUUUCAACAACACAACAACAGCUGGUACAAAACAAAAACAAAAAAACAAAAACUGACGCUUUAAAAUGUGCUAACCGUUGUGGGCAACGUAUUGCUGGAGGUGAUUCAUCGGAAAUGCAUGCCAUUCAAUGUUGCUAUCAAAAUGAAUUCUACGAUUGGAUCGAAUAUAAUUGUUCAAGAUGCCCAGGUCAAUGA
Molecule: messenger RNA, 678 nt
Organism: Rotaria socialis
Lineage: Eukaryota; Metazoa; Rotifera; Eurotatoria; Philodinida; Philodinidae
Source: the annotation of a GenBank genome assembly